This is a messenger RNA of Nerophis lumbriciformis (worm pipefish), 714 nucleotides long. Its product is annotated as histone H2B 1/2-like. Gene Ontology annotation, cellular component: nucleosome. The record is from RefSeq and is a predicted model, not a curated record. NCBI's taxonomy places the organism in Eukaryota, Metazoa, Chordata, Actinopteri, Syngnathiformes, Syngnathidae. Gene Ontology annotation, molecular function: structural constituent of chromatin; DNA binding; protein heterodimerization activity.
GCAUCAGAAUGCCCGAACCCCAGAAGGCCGCGCCCAAGAAGGGCUCCAAGAAAGCCGUUACCAAGGCUCCUGGUAAGGGUAAAGGGAAGAGGAGGAAGACCAGGAAGGAAAGCUACGCUAUCUACGUGUACAAGGUUCUCAAACAGGUGCACCCUGACACCGGUAUCUCGUCCAAGGCCAUGAGCAUCAUGAACUCCUUCGUCAACGACAUCUUCGAGCGCAUCGCUUCCGAGGCAUCUCGCCUGGCUCAUUACAACAAGAGAUCCACCAUCACAUCCCGGGAGAUCCAGACCGCAGUGCGACUCCUGCUGCCCGGUGAGCUGGCCAAGCAUGCCGUGUCUGAGGGCACCAAGGCGGUCACCAAGUACACCAGCUCCAAGUAGACCAUGUGACGUCAUUGCAACAACCAACGGCUCUUUUAAGAGCCACACAAUCCUACUAAGGAAACAUUUACCUAAAUAUUAUAUAAUUGAUGUGUACUCAAAACUGACCUACAAAUUGUUCAAUAGUGCGUCUCGCUAAGAUUGUUAGGAGUCAAAAUAAUUGUCAAAACAUGUUUCUUUACAAAGAAUGAUUGGCUUCAGUCAUGUUUGAUGUAAAUCAGAAUAAUUUAAACUCUAAUUUUAAUUACACUAAUAUUCUAAAGCUUUACAUUGAGAGAUAGUCAUGAGUAUGACAAGUCAUUGGGAUUUAAAAAUCAUAAUUUUGAAAUGC